Messenger RNA from Athalia rosae (coleseed sawfly), 867 nucleotides. RefSeq names its product DNA polymerase epsilon subunit 4 (gene PolE4). NCBI's taxonomy places the organism in Eukaryota, Metazoa, Arthropoda, Insecta, Hymenoptera, Athaliidae. The transcript has 2 exons. The record is from RefSeq and is a predicted model, not a curated record. Gene Ontology annotation, molecular function: protein heterodimerization activity. Gene Ontology annotation, cellular component: epsilon DNA polymerase complex; nucleus. The coding region runs from base 298 to 672 and encodes 124 amino acids.
CCACAAGUAAGGUUCUGAAGGAACCCACGUACGUAGCAUCAUAAACAUAACCUCAAAAAAAAACCUUUACUCUGUUUCCAUCUGCAAAUGGUUGGAAUUCGAUAAAUCGCCACGAAUUUUCCGUUGAGCGAUAAAAAAUCACAAGUUCAUAGACUAGUACGAAAUAUUGGCCAUCGACUAAUUAACGUGAUAAUUUUCGUUGUUGCAAAUUGCAAAACAGUGAAAGUGACAACCUCACACCGAAUCCACAUAAACUAUUAAUGCUUAGAUAUUUGAAUAGCACAAAAUAUUGAAAAAAUGUCUGAGCUAGCGGUAGAUGGUUUUUUUAUGGAAAAUGCGUUGAACGAUAGUGUGGUCAGCGAAGUCGCAGAACAUUCACAAGAUGAAACCGACGAAAUUCCUCAUGCCGAAGAAGAGCAGAAAGAGAAAUUGCUCAAACUUCCAUUGAGCCGAGUCAAGGCUAUAGUAAAACUUGAUCCAGAAGUCAACUUGAUCAACCAACAAGCAGUCUUUCUGAUCACUAAGUCAACGGAACUUUUCAUCGAGUCUCUUGCUAAAGAGUCCUUUAAGUAUACCGCCCAGAACAAGAAGAAGACUGUACAAAAACGAGAUAUAGAUAUUGCUAUCGAAAAUGUCGAUGCUUUAGUCUUUCUUGAAGGAACUCUAGAAUAGUUGAUCUAGAUAUUUAUGUAAAAUUUGAAUGGUUGUCACUCUCUAUGUCAACUGAUCAAAUCAUUUUCUAUUGAAUCAAUAGAAUAACCUCACCUAUACUGUAAGAUAAUUAUAUGUAUGUAUUCAGUGUAGGUAUUUCCUACUUAAGAGACUAUGUACAAAUUAUGAUUCUUUGUGAUAAAUUUUAAGUCUAAA